This is a messenger RNA of Ectocarpus sp. CCAP 1310/34, 1422 nucleotides long. NCBI's taxonomy places the organism in Eukaryota, Phaeophyceae, Ectocarpales, Ectocarpaceae. The record is from the annotation of a GenBank genome assembly.
AUGAACGAGAAACGGUUCCAGGAGGUGUUGGAGGAGGUGGCGUACCAGCGGGCCUUUUACCGUGAGCAGCGAGCUCAGCAGCUGGAGGAGGAACAGGAAAAGCAGGUGUGCGGGGUGGGGAAGCCCGGAGGAAGGGGAAGAUGGACGACGGCAGAGGUCAGGGGGGUCUCGCCCACCAGGAGCUUGACGCCCCCUUGCGGCCAGUCCGCGAGCUCGUCAUCGCACUCGCUUCGAAGGUCGAGCUUCCGCGAGACCGUCAAGGUAGUGAAGCGCAAGCUCAACAACGGAACCAUCAUCAUCAACAAGUACCGCAUCAUCUGCGAGCUCGGGAAAGGCUCGUACGGGUCGGUACACCUUUGCCGGGACGGGGAAACAGGCAUUGAGUACGCGAUGAAGGUCAUUGACAAGCGGAAGCGCGGCGGCAUGCGGUCGAGGCAGGGGCAGGGCGGCCAUCAGCACCUGGCCGAGACGCUGAGGCGCGAGGUGGCGGUGAUGAAGAAGCUGAGGCACCCGAACAUCGUGACCCUGUGGGAAGUUAUCGAUGACCCCAAGGCGCAGCAGCUCUACAUGAUCCAGGAGUAUGUCGCGGAUGGCCCGCUUCUUCCCGAGGGCGUCGUGGUUUCGCCCAUGGACACAGAGGAGGCUCGAGACAAGUUCGUCGGCUGCAUCCGUGGUCUCCACCACCUCCACCAGCACGGAGUGGUGCACGGCGACAUCAAGCCCCAAAACCUGCUCGUGGCCAAGGACGGGACUGUCAAGAUUGCCGACUUCGGCGCCGCCGUCAUGCUGCAGAGCCAGGCAAGUGCGGGGAACAACAACAACAUCGGUGUCUUCGUGUUGAUGGUGUUUUUUUCGAGGCUUUGGGUAGCGUCCCUGUCGGGCAAGUGGGGUAGCAGCAGCAUCGGUACCUCCUCAGCAAUUUCGUGUCGAUGCCCGGCCUGCGACGUGUGGGCGAUGGGCGUCACCCUCUACCAGAUGGUCUACGGCACCUUGCCCUUCUGGCCCCCCUCGGGCAAUCACUCCGAGCUCGAGAUCAUGGUCACCCACAGGGAGCUCUCCUUCCCUUCCCCCUCGUCCUCCUCUCCCUCAUCGGUGGCUGCCCUAGAGGGCGCGGGGGGCACCGGCAUCGGGGUCAGGGGUGGCGCCGCCGGUGCGGGCGUGGGGUGUGGGGGAGCCGGUGGUAGCGGCGGUGGUUUGGUGGCAGCGGAGGCCGCGACGGUGGCGGACGAGCCAGACUUGAAGAACGGGACGAGGACGCUGUCGUCCGGGGUCUUGACCAACCUCGUGGCUUACGACCCCAUGGUCGGCUACUUACGGGUGAGUUUUGAGGCUUCGGAGAAGUGUCGAAGUGUUGCGGGCGAAGCUUCCGAGACGAGGGAUGUGUUUGUUAGGAGUUUCGAGCGACACGUAUGCGUCCAGUAG